Molecule: messenger RNA, 2430 nt
Organism: Lodderomyces parapsilosis
Lineage: Eukaryota; Fungi; Ascomycota; Pichiomycetes; Serinales; Debaryomycetaceae
Gene: PBS2
Product: mitogen-activated protein kinase kinase
Exons: 1
Coding region: 1-2430 (809 amino acids)
Biological process (GO): protein phosphorylation; MAPK cascade; cellular hyperosmotic response
Molecular function (GO): MAP kinase kinase activity; ATP binding
Source: RefSeq, a predicted model, not a curated record
AUGAGUGAAGGGUCAAGCAAAGACGACACGCAACAACGAUUUGAAAAGUUGAGUCUAGAUCGGGAUGCAGAUGCCAGAAGUGCUUCAGAAUCAUCCGUUUCAUCAACAUCAACAUCAAUAGCUUCCGCAUCUGUAUCUGUACCUGCAUCCGCCCCAUCUAUGGCUCAACCACCUGUAUCUUCUCCACCUAUAGCACCUUCAACAGUACAUACUCCAUUGAAUAGUGACAUACAAGCCAGAUUAUUGGCUUUUCAGCAAAAACGAUCAAAGCCAGCUUCGGAACCAAUGAAUGUUUACAAACAACACAAUGCAACGGCACCAAAUGUGUCAAUGGCAUCACCUACACAGCUGUCACUUGCACCACCGGCACCUCCUCCACAUGCCACCGAAUUCAAAAGUGACUCAAAAUUGGAAACUUUGUCCAAUGUUGAUCAGGAGAUUGGAACUACUUCAACUAGCAAAAACCAACUUGACAUCCCAUCGGCAACAUCUAGCAAUCGAGAUUUUGCAUUAGACUCUAAGAAUGCAAUAAAUUCAGUUAAUUCCAAUUCUCAACUUGCGAAUGUGCCCCUUAGGAAUUCAACUACUUCAAGUAGAGGUAUUCCAGGACAAACUCACGGCCAGAUAUCGAGCCCCAAUCUGAACCCUGCACAAUCUCCAAACUUCAAGCCACAAAUGAAUAUACAAAAGAAACCGUCGCUAUCCCAAAGACGAGGAAUGAAGUUAAACACCAAUGCGUUUCCAUUUGGUAGUCCACCAAUUUCAUCAGAAUCACCACCAUCAGCCGCAAUGUCACCAACUUCGCUAGAUGCAUCACUCAGCCUUGAUACAGCAGUUGCCAGAACACCAGACCGUGAGCAGCCACUGUUGGGGACUACAGGUGUGGCGUCAUCCACUUCCACUACUGGUGGUGACACUUUAGCAACAUCUAAUGUAAACUCCUCCACAGCACCAUCUUCCACAGCACCAUCUUCGACCACAUCAACUCCAUUUGCAAGCACGAUCAAUUCCAAACUAGGUACACCCAAUGAGUUAUCGAGACGAUUAUCUGAACGGAAAAAGAAGCCCAAUUUCAAGCUUAAUUUGGAUUCACCAGGAAGCAAUAUUCCUUCAAGAAGUAGUAGUUUGGGCAAGUCCAAUUCCUCCGGCCCAUCGAGCGAUAAUAAUAGUCCUCAACAGCAAGAGAAAGAACCGCAACUACAAGGUCUCUUUGCCAAUUACUCGAAAUAUAUCGACAUCAAAUCUGGUCAAUUAAACUUUGCGGGGAAAGCGUCGUUACAUUCCAAAGGUAUAGAUUUUUCAUCAGGUUCGUCUUUCCAUAUUUCUUUAGAUGAAUUUGAGUACUUGGAGGAAUUGGGACGAGGAAACUACGGAUCAGUCUCCAAAGUUUUGCACAAACCUACGGGCGUUUUAAUGGCCAUGAAGGAAGUGAGAUUGGAAUUGGAUGAAACAAAGUUUACCCAAAUUUUGAUGGAAUUGGACAUUUUACACAAAUGCGAUUCGCCAUACAUUGUCGACUUUUAUGGUGCUUUUUUUGUUGAAGGUGCUGUUUACAUGUGUAUUGAAUAUAUGGAUGGUGGCUCACUCGACAAGAUUUUUGGUAAUGAUAUUGGAGUGCAAGAUGAAAGUGAAUUGGCAUACAUUACCGAGUCCGUCAUACGUGGCUUAAAGGAACUUAAGGACAAGCACAACAUCAUUCAUCGUGAUGUUAAACCAACAAAUAUAUUGGUCAAUUCUCAAGGCAAAGUCAAACUUUGUGAUUUUGGUGUUUCGGGCAACUUGGUGGCAUCAAUGGCGAAAACUAACAUCGGGUGUCAAUCGUACAUGGCGCCAGAAAGAAUCAAGAGUUUGAAGCCAGAUGAAGCCACAUACUCUGUCCAGUCCGACGUGUGGUCGUUGGGAUUAACCAUUUUGGAAUUAGCCGUGGGCCACUACCCUUACCCAGCAGAAACUUAUGAUAACAUCUUUUCUCAAUUGAGUGCAAUUGUCGAUGGCGAGCCUCCCAAAUUAGAUGCAUCUCGAUAUUCAAAAGAAGCACAGUUUUUUGUCAAGUCGUGCUUGAAUAAGAACCCCGAUCUAAGGCCGUCCUACGGUGGUUUGUUACAACAUCCUUGGUUGGUCAAGUAUAGAGACCAACCCCAACAUUUGGACAAAACAGUACAAGAAAGAUUGCACCAGUUGAAACAUGGCCAGGCACCUGUAUCCGUAUCUGAGUCAAGUACAACAGCAUCAGCAUCAGCGGUAACGCCAUCUGUAUCCAAAGCCAAACCAGCAGCUGCAAUCCCACAGAGAGCAAACAAUGCCGAAUCAGUUCAUUCAUUAUUGAAAAAGAAGGUACGUGCUCCAGCAUUACAUAGAGGUGGAUUACCUCAAACUAAUAAUAAAAGUUUCCUACAAAACUUGAAUAAAGAGACCAAGGGUGGUAAAUAG